CUUUUUUAAGGGAAUAAAAAUAUCCAAUGGCACUUUCAGAGAAGGCAGGAAAACUGAUCGCCGUAAUUGGCGAUGAGGACACAUGCGUCGGCUUCUUAUUGGGCGGCAUUGGAGAACUCAACAAAAAUCGGCAUCCAAACUUUUUGGUUGUUGACAAAAAUACGACUGUGGGCGACAUUACGGACAGAUUCCACGAUUUUGUGAAGCGCAGCGACAUUGACAUAAUAUUGAUCAAUCAAGUCUAUGCUGAAAUGAUCCGUCACGUGUUGGAUACUCACACUACUCCUAUCCCAGCUGUUUUGGAGAUACCAUCCAAGGAUCAUCCGUAUGAUCCUACCAAGGAUUCCAUUCUGCGAAGAGCCAGGGGAAUGUUCUCAUCCGAAGAUUUCCGAUGAGCAAAAAUCAGAAGAUGGUGGGCAAUCCAAGUUUGAUUUCUUGCAAGAACAAAUUACCAGCAGAAUUCUCGGUGGACUAGUUGAACGGAAUAGACGUGUGCAAUUCAUAUGUAUUGGGUUUUGAGAUUAUACGUUAUAUUUGUCAGAUAA
Messenger RNA from Notodromas monacha, 545 nucleotides. The record is from the annotation of a GenBank genome assembly. NCBI's taxonomy places the organism in Eukaryota, Metazoa, Arthropoda, Ostracoda, Podocopida, Cyprididae.